UAUCCUAAUGCUUCUCGGACUAUAACACGGACACAAUGUGAGCACUAUGACAGUAGUUCGGACACAAUCACGGACACAACCUAAAGUAACAUAAUGACGGAGCCUCGACCGGUUCGAGUGAAGAUGGUGAUGGUUGGGGACAAGGCUGUGGGUAAAUCCAGCCUGGGAGUGUUCUACAUCCUGGGGUCUCUGCCGUGGUAUCUACCCCAGAUAGGACGAAUUGAGGAUAAGAGAAUGACAAAGAAUGGACGACACUACAUCAUCAACCUGAACGACACUGGAUCUGGGGACGAGUAUGACCGCCUCCGACCACUAGCCUACCCAACUGCCGAGGUGAUGUUGCUGUGUUUUUCGGUGGACAAUAGGGAGUCACUGGAACGGAUUCAGACCAAGUAUGAUGGAGAAGUGAUGCUAUACUGCCCCCGGGUACCACGACUCCUUGUUGCAUGUAAAACAGAUCUGAGAGAGACUUGUGAGGAGACGAUAUCGUAUGAUGAAGGCGUUGCUAUGGGGAAUAAACUAGGAUUGAAAUACCACGAAACCAGCGUCACCAACAACACAGGGGUUGAAGAGUGCUUUAGUGCCGCGGUGGAAGAGGCCGAGAUAUAUAAACUGCUUAUUCAGAGAAAACCACGGCGAUGUACCCUAUUGUAAAGCCAGGACUGAACAAGGGCUGUACGAUUGUUUCUGCUGAACUUUGGAAAGCUGCAAGACUGCAAGAAUUAUAUGCGGAGUCCCUAAAGAAUGUUGUUUCGAGAACAAUGUUUGCCAUUAUAGUUGACGCUCUAAUAUUAGUAAUUCAAUUUAAAAAAGCAGAUACCUCGAGAUUGACUAGGUUAUCGGGGAAUACCUUAUCAUUCAGUAAAAAGUACGAAUUAUUCAGAUACAGUUAAAACCCGACUAUAUGGCUAGAUAUUUAUAACGUAUAGGUUGAUGAAGAAACAGGUUUUCGUCUUAAGCAAAAUAGACAAGAGCACAUACACAGUUGAUUUUCGGCCCGAACAACGAGGGUAUUCAGCCACAGUCUACUUAUGCCACUCAGUAAUAUCCCAGCUGUUUGUAAAUAAUUGAGUCUGGACCAGACCAUCCAGUGAUCAACAGGAUGAA
This is a messenger RNA of Haliotis rubra (blacklip abalone), 1107 nucleotides long. Its product is annotated as GTP-binding protein rho1-like. Gene Ontology annotation, biological process: small GTPase-mediated signal transduction. The transcript is spliced from 6 exons. Gene Ontology annotation, molecular function: GTP binding; GTPase activity. Bases 94 to 654 code for a protein of 186 amino acids. The record is from RefSeq and is a predicted model, not a curated record. NCBI's taxonomy places the organism in Eukaryota, Metazoa, Mollusca, Gastropoda, Lepetellida, Haliotidae.